UGAUCAUUUUUGUGCUGCGGCCGUGGUGAAUGAGAUUGAAGAAGAGUUCUUGUUUUGUAUCUCAGUUUCUCUCUUUUUUUUUAACGCACAAAUUAAAUUUAAGCAAACAAAAAUAAGAUCGGAUCGUCCGACUAAAUCAAUGCUAGUGUAACGCUACAGUUAUGUAAGGGAUCGUUUCUCAGAUUGUUUGCCGAGAUAUUUUUGGGUGUUUGUAAAUAUUUAUUUAAAUAAUUUGUCAGAAGGACUACUGCUGAAGUGAAGAGUGCAGGGGAGUUGGAGAGUGAGUGGACACCAGUCUCAUUGCCAGCUGGCUAAAUAAUUUCUGGGACUGACUUGCUGGCGAACUGGACCAAUGAUGGAAUUACAAACAUUACAAGAGGCUCUAAAAGUGGAAAUACAAGUCCAUCAGAAACUGGUUGCACAAAUGAAGCAGGACCCACAGAAUGCUGAUCUGAAGAAGCAGCUUCAUGAACUUCAGGCCAAGAUCACUGCUCUGAGUGAGAAACAGAAAAAGGUGGUAGAACAGCUGAGGAAGGAGCUGUUGGUGAAGCAGGAGCCAGAGUUAAAGCUGCAGACAGUGCAGGCAGCGGCAGACGGUAAAGCUAUGAUACUUUCACCCUCCUGUCAGCCUCAGCAGCAGCCCACAGGGCCUCCUCAUAACAAGGCAGCAUCACAGAAGACUCUGCAAGUCACACCGGUCAUCACCACGAAGACUCUACCUCUAGUGCUGAAAGCUACCACCUCCACCAUACCUGCUUCCAUGACAACGCCACGCCCCACAGUUGCCAUGGUCACUGCCAUCAGCAAUCCCCCCAGGCCUGCCUUGACCCCUGAUUCUCGCAGUGCACCAGUGAACCUUCAGAUGUCCAGCAAACUGAGCAGUCAGGACACUGAGGCUGCAUCACGGGUCAUGGCGAAGAAUGUUAUCGUAGUGCAGGCCAGCACCACCUCGGCUCAGCCUAUCAAAGUUCCCCAGUUUGUCCCUCCUCCUAGACUGACGCCUCGACCCACCUUUCUGCCACAGGUGCGCCCAAAACCUGUCACCCCCAACAAUGUGCCCAUCGCCCCUGCUCCUCCUCCCCCUAUGAUGGCUGCUCCACAGCUGCUCCAGAGACCAGUCAUGCUUACUACCAAGGCGCUCCCCGCCUCGGCAGGCCCCAUCCACCAAGUGCGGAUUGUUAACGGCCAGCCCUGUGCCAUUCCCAAAACUGUUCCUUCUACAGGAGCCAGCACAGGUCAGGUGACAGGCAUCGUAAUCAGUGGCCCAAUGCAGACGCUGCAGAUCAGCAGCUUAAAUGCAGACAUAAAGACUGUGAAAUCUCAGGGGGCUUCAGAGCAGGUGCUCACAAGCUCCCCUUCUUCAGCAUCUCCUCCUCUUUCUCCACCUAAAGUUAAACGAGAGGAAAAUCCACAGAAACUUGCCUUCAUGGUGUCUCUUGGGUUGGUCACGCACGACCAUUUAGAAGAGAUUCAGAGCCGAAGGCAGGAACGGAAAAGGAGAACAACAGCCAAUCCUGUGUACAGUGGAGCAGUAUUUGAACCAGAGAGGAAAAAGAGUGCUGUCACCUAUCUGAAUACUCCCCUCCAUCAAGGAACGAGGAAGAGAGGUCGCCCACCCAAAUACAGCAGCAGUGCAUCAGGGCCAGAGCUGGGCUGCCACCCCCUGCUCUCCCCAUCCAGCAGUCUCCCCGCCUCCCCAGCCGCCGAGCGGCCUGAACUCGGGGGCUUCCCCCUCCCCGUCCACCCCCACUCUGUCCCUCAGCCCAGCCCCAGCUCCGGGGAUGGAGACAUCCAUGAGGAUUUCUGCACUGUGUGCAGGCGUAGUGGCCAGUUGCUCAUGUGCGACACAUGCUCACGCGUCUACCACCUCGACUGCCUGGACCCGCCCCUCAAAAAUAUUCCUAAAGGCAUGUGGAUCUGUCCCAAAUGUAAAGACCAGAUACUGAAAAAAGAGGAGGCCAUUCCAUGGCCCGGGACCCUGGCAAUUGUCCAUUCCUACAUUGCAUAUAAAGAAGCAAAAGAGGAAGAAAAGCAGAAGCUAAUGAAGUGGAGUACUGAGCUCAAACUAGAACGAGAGCAACUGGAACAAAGGGUCAAGCAGCUCAGCAACUCUAUAACGAAAUGCAUGGAGACCAAGAACAGCAUCCUGGCUCGGCAGAAGGAAAUGCAGGCCUCACUGGAGAAAGUGAAAAACUUGGUGCGCCUCAUCCACAGUUUUAACCUUUCUCAGACUGUAGCGAUUGGCACAACCCAGGAGGACAACCCUGAGGACAAGACUGAUGGCUUCCAAGAGCCCAAGGGUACAGUUCUUUCAUGCACCAAGUCAUCAGGGUCUGAGCAGAACCCUGCCCAAGUUGGUGCGCAGGUCCCUGCUGCUGGUAUGUUGCCCAAGGUGCAGCCUGAGCCUGAGGUGGGCGAGAUGGCCGAUUCCGCUGCCGCUGUCACUCCUGAGGCAGAGCCAAAAGAAUCAGGAGUCACGCAGGCCAGUAACACAGCAGUCAGAGAUGAAGUAAAGCCACUUGUGAAGCCAACAGAGGUUACAGAGGUCAAAGAGAAUGGCGCAAUGGACUCUCAAAGCUCUGGAGAGGUGGGAGAGUGUCCUGAGAUGGUUACAAACUCUGAAAAUACGACUCCCAAUGCCAGCAACAGCGAUGAGGAAGUCAAGAUGGAUGUCGAGGACCAGGACCAUAGCAAGAACACCAACAGUGGAAAAAUCUCACAACAGCUUUUGCCAGUGGCACUCAACAGCGUGGACAUCUCCAAAUGAGUCUUGUCCCAGUUGACUCAACUAAGUAUACCUCUCCUUCUCCCAAACAUUUAAAAACAACUUUUAUCGCAUCCAGCACCAGUGCACCAAGUUGCCAAUCUAUAUAUAUUAUACAUAUAUAUGUGCAUUUUAACUACAUUGUUUUCCCCCCAAAGUGUAAGGUUGAGACUGUCAAGAGUGCGUCUACAUCCAAGGUGAAUUAGUCAUGGUUCUUGUCGAUGAAUACGCCCAACAAAAGUUUGUAGAAAGGUGCUUAUGAUACAGUGUCAUACCAAUUAGCGGACUGUUUUAAAAUGUAAAAGAAAACAUGACCGAAUUGAACUGAUAAUGAAGGAGGAGGAUAACUGAAUAUAUCUCAUCACACCAGUGUGUGCCUGCAACAGUUGCCCUUAAAAACUCAUGGGGAUUGUUUUAAGUUAUCUUAUGUUUCCUUUUCUCUGGGAAGAGGGUGGCAGGUCACACGUGUCCAAAGACUGCAUGCUCUGCCCACCCUCGUUGUGUCCCCAGCCAGGUCUGAGAGGACCCUUCCUAAACCAAAAGCUUCUUGUUCUGAGCUGGGGACAAGUUGUAUCAGUAUUCGCCAGCGCAAGGAAGCGCCGAGGUUUCUGAAGUCACAGGCAUUUGUUAGACUGAAUCAGGACUAUAAAAUGCCAAUAUCUUCAUCCUGUUUUCAUUUCAUGUGAGCUGUAGAACGUGAAUGAUAUGGCUAAAAAGAAGUCCCAUAUCAAGCACGCCUCAGACUAAACAGAAGAGGAUAAUGUCUAGCAUGGUGUGAUGAGACGAAAUACAACUGCAUCUCUUGAUAGCAGCAUCUGAUGAGUAUGACAAAGAUGAUGCUCUUCUGAAGUGAGUCUUUACUGCAUUCGUGUGUGGAUCUGUGCAGGCUCACUGUGUUGAGGGGGGGAGGUGUCCAUGUCUGAGGAGUAUUUUUGUCUUUUUGUUUAUAGCAAAAUGUAUUCAGGUCUUCCUAGUCUUCACACAAAAAUAAGUGCUUUUCUGUUUCUUAAAACAGUAAUUUGCUAUCAGAGGUGUUAAAAUGGCAUCGUUUAUGCAAGGAGCUCUUUGUUGCAAGCAGAAGGGCAUUGCAUAAUGAGUGUUUUAUUUUUUAUUAUUCUAAACUGCCAAAUGUUUUUCCCCUUCUACAUCCCGGAUAUAGAUGUUAACAUAUUUUAUGUCUAGUCUAGAAAACAGUAAAUACAUUACCACUUCUUUCUUCCUUCCCCUGAAUCAUCCUGUAUGGUAAACAUACAUAACAAUAAUGCUUCACAAUUUACUGUCUUAAACUUGAGGGUUUGAUGUUCGAGCCAAAUUUAGUAAUAAGACAAAGACGGAAAACCCUGGAUUUAAAGCACAAGCUUAUUCAAAACAACUAAAGCAAAACACUCUGAAAGACUUAAAGUAAGGUGAAGCUUAAAACAGCUUUUAAAGGCUUAUUUGUUAAUUCCCAUUAGGCUUGCCGUUUUGUUUUUUUUGUUGUUGUUUGGGUUUUUUUUGGUUUCAUGCAUGUGUAAUGAAUCUGUGCUGCUUGCUCACCCACAGGUGGAGGCAUCUUUUGUCAGACUUUUGUACCAGUUCAUUUUGAGCCUUUCUUCCCACCUUCCCUAAGACCAAAACAUCAGACACACACUUGCCCAGUUACCUCUCCUACGCUGACUCUGACUCUUUCUCUUGCAGUCAUUUGUACGUUGCACUGGGUUAAGUCUUAAUGGUACUACACAGCUGGCACCUCAAACAUGUUUACAUCACCUCUUUCCAAAUUUACAUAUCUUCAUCUGUGCUAUGUUGACAGAUAAUUAGUCUAUUACUGAACAAAAAAAAAUCCAACUUUAUUCAUUAUACCAUGUAAAUUAUAUUGCACAAUUACUGCUGUUUGCAGGGCAAAACAGGCCUCGUGAUUUCAGACUGUUUCACUAAGAUGUAACCAAACUAACGUAGAGUACUUUGUAUUAGGAGGUAGACAGACAAAAAAAAGUUUUUUUCAGGCGUCAUAGCUUUCAUUGGAAGCAUGCUGCAGUUCCUUUUGCAUGACUGUGAAACACUCCCUGCAUUCCUUUACACUUCUGUUACUUAGCUAGGACUAGCAAGCAGGAUGAUGACUACAUAUCUUUACUGUUAUGAUUAUAAAUCUAAAUCAGAUAACCUUAAAGGACAUUUUAUGGCCUUCUGAAACCCCUUACUGUCUAGUGCAUCAUGAGGGUGAGAGGGUUUUUCCCUUAAAACACCUCCAUUCCUUUCUGUACAGGUACCCUAGAGUGCCUUUAUUACAUUCUCUCCCAAUAUAGUUCCUGUCCUGCGUUAGUUACAGUAUAUAACCACAGAUCUGCCAUUAACUCUCUGACACUUCAGGUGUCACCUCCUUAAAAUAGAAGCACAGCCAGAUUUUUUUUUAUUGGGCAAAAGUAAAAUCGGGUGUAAUAACGUGGUGUUAAGUACGUGAUCGUCUGGUUCUCUCUGGCUGUCUGUGGUUGACGUAGAUGUUUCACACACUCCCUUUUAAAACAGAAGCUUAAAGAGCUUAAUGUUCAGGUUAAGGAGUUGCCUUAAUAGGUGUGUAAGUUUGUUUUUAAACACCCAUAACAAUGGUGUAUUUAUCAUGGCAAUUGCACAAGUUAAAAAAAAAUUCUCCUAUUGUGGCAAAAUUAGUCCUUUUGUUUAGUGGUAAAUUCUGACUUGUUUAAGUAUGAUCUUUACUGGUUUUUAUUGGCGUAAGUAAUUUUUUUUAUGAUACAUUUUUUUCAUAAUUGUUUAUGCACUUUCAGCAGUGAUACCAUUAGUAUUAAAGGUACAUAAAGGAGUUGGCUUAAUAUACCGAAAGAGUAGGCCAUCAUUUCUCAAGCCUUUCACUUCUCACUUUGUCAUAUUCCAUACAUUCUACUGCUAUGUAGUGUAGAGCCCCUUUGUGAAGGUUUCGUGAAUUAUUUUUUAUUUUUUUCUUCAAUACCUGGGAAUGUUUAUUAUCUGGUUAUUAACAAUUUAAUACUCCUAAUUAUUUUUCUAUUCCAGAAGUCAGUGGUGAUUUAUCAGGUAUUCAAAUUCAGCCUAGGCUUUGGCAGCUUAGGAACGAUCAAAGAACACCGGCAAGCUGACUGCAAAACCACCGAAACACCACCGAUCAGUUCAAUAGCAAAUGCCACUUUCUUAUGCAAACAUUUUUUUAAUAGAAAUGUUUCGUCGUCACUUUUAAAUAUGCAUUUAGCUUUGAAUUUAAGUUGUAGAAUUUUUAUGCAGAACUAUUUUGUUACUUUUCAUUGAACAUUGCUGGCAGCGAGAUUUAAAACAAAGCAAAAUUUAAAAAAAAACUAAGCGGUACAUGCAUGCUGUGCGUUUAUUAUAAAGGCGUUUUAUUGAUGAACAAAUAGACUUUUCCUUUUGGCAUUUCUGGUAUCUCUGGCACAUGUUUAAGUAAAUAAUCAGUCAAACACUGUAAGGGUAAUCAGAAUGCCUCCAACUUUGUCAUUUGUACUAAUGUGGAGUAUUUCAUCUCAUCGUCUCAUGAUCAGUGGACCAUUAUUUUUUUUUUAAAUUACUUUCAUAUGUGUACCAUGCUGAAUUAUAUGGUUUGUUUGGGUUUUUUUUUUUCUUUGUUUGUUUGUUUGUUUGUUGUUGUUUUUUUUGGGGGGGGGGGGUCUGAAAAAGUCUCACUGGCGUAAAGUUGUAGUGUAAGAGCCCCACAUUCACGUUCUAUAAUCAGAAUACCCAAAGAGACUGCAAAUGUGCAUUUUGCUGCAAGGAAGCUUCUUAUGUUCUAUAUACAUAUCACAUCUCUUAUGUCUAACAGCCUACAGCAUUACAUUGUAGAUUUUUGCAGACUUUUGGGUUUCAUUAGUCAUUUGUCUGUGCACUGUAAUAAUCUGGGGUUUACAAUAUGAGAGAUUGGGGACUACAUUUAUGCAUACAUGGGAACAUUUUGAUUACAGAUUCAUUCCAGCUGUACAUCUCAUUAACCUGCUAGAUUUUAGAUUCUCCAUAUUCACACACGUGCAUUAUAUUCCCUCUGACAUGUUAGUUUUGUUUUUUUUUUUCUUCUUUAUACUUCCUCAUGAUUGUGGCCUUCUAGUAUUUUUGAUGCAUUUCAUUAUACAGUAACUUCCCUGGUAUUGUACACCUCCUGUGUCUGAGUGUGUGAGCGAGUGAGUGUACAUGUGUGUCUUUUACCUCAUCUGCAGUCAACUCUUAAAUCGGAGUACUUUUGUUUACGCGUGCAAAAAAAAGGAAAAAAAAGGAAAAAAAAAAUCUUCCACUAAAGAAACACAAGAUGCAUUGUAGCGAUUUGAGUAAUUACGAAACGUUCACCUGGUGUGCUGAACUAUGUGUAAAUUGUUUAUUACACAAUAUAAAUAUUUGUAAAAUUGUUUGUAUUUUUCAUAAUGGUUUUAAAAAGGAGUGUGUUUAUUUUUAUGAAUUCUUUCUGUUACAGAACUCUUGCUUUGUCUUUUUCGCCUGACAUUGUGAGUGAAUUGGUUGGUUCUCUUACCUCUCUCAUGUAUUUGAGCCUGUGCUGAGUUGUUUGUAUGCAGUGUUUAGAAAUACUGUAGGGAACGUGAGACAAAAUUGAUAUUAGGAGCAACUGAUCAAUUUGUAUUUAUUUAUUUUAUCAUUUUGUUAAUAAAUUUACCAAGAAACUUGGUCUGUUACAUA
Messenger RNA from Hemibagrus wyckioides, 7405 nucleotides. It is a transcript of the gene phf21ab, whose product is annotated as PHD finger protein 21Ab. Gene Ontology annotation, biological process: negative regulation of transcription by RNA polymerase II. The record is from RefSeq and is a predicted model, not a curated record. Gene Ontology annotation, molecular function: chromatin binding. Gene Ontology annotation, cellular component: histone deacetylase complex. NCBI's taxonomy places the organism in Eukaryota, Metazoa, Chordata, Actinopteri, Siluriformes, Bagridae. Bases 353 to 2767 code for a protein of 804 amino acids. The transcript has 18 exons.